AUGAGCGUCUGUUCAUUCCUGAAGGCAGAGUUCACCAGCAGUGGCGAGAAGAUCACGGGGCGUCGGCUGCUCCUCGUGACUAUCGCGCUGAUGGUCGGCGCGUUCUUCGGGGAACUGGACAGGCAACUGCUGGUGACCGCAAUCCCCAAGAUCACAACCGAGUUCCGCAGCCUCGAGCAGGCGGCGUGGUACCAAGCCUCGCAUGAUCUCGCCAGGCUCGCAUUCCUGCCCAUCUUUGGGCGAGUGUACACGCUCUUCCCGCUGAAGAUCACUUACUGCGCCAACAUACUUGUGUUUAUCAUUGGAUCCAUCGUGUGCGCGACGUCGUCGACUUCCCACGUCCUGAUUGUCGGGCGCGCCGUCCAGGGCUUGUCGCAUGCUGGCACGAGUCUGGGAGGCUUCAUCAUAAUCUGCCAUGUCGUCUCGAAGAAGAAAAUGCCGCUGUUCCUGGCUAGUAUCGUCUUGAUGACCGGCGUCGCGUCAGCCGUGGGGCCUCCCCUCGGCGGGAUUCUCGCCGAGAGCUACAUGACUUGGCGCUUGGGCUUCUACCUGAGCAUAGCGAUGGCUCUCGUCGCGGGAUGUCUCAUAACCUUCACGUUCCCCGAACCUGUCAGGGUGACAUCAAACUAUUCUUUCCGAGAGAGAUUGAAAUCAACAGACCCGCUCAGUGUCAUUCUGAUCCUGACUUCUUUAACCGCCGCCAGGGGCUUCUCACCAAGCCAGUCCGGUGUCUACACCUUGGCCCUGUACAUCCCCGACACGGUCGUUGCCGUAGCUGUCGGAGCAGCUGUCACCUAUUUUGGCCAUUACGUGCCAUUCAUGGUGGCCAGCGCUUCGAUGACGGCUGUAGGUGCUGGGCUGUUUACCCAAAUCCAGGUGAGCACAGAUAUGGGCUACGUAAUAGGCCUUGAGCUUUUGGUGGCAUUUGGACUUGGGCUUGGCGUCCAGUUGCCCCUUUCAGCUGUUCGGAACGUCCUCGAUGAGCCGGACAUACCAGCAGGGGAGGCCCUCGUCCUGUUCUGCCUAUCUCUGGGCUUUACGCUGGUUUUCCCCAUGGCACAGGCCAUAUUCAUGAACACACUCAGGCGCGGCCUGGCGACAGGCUUGAGUCCAAGCACUGUCUCCAUGAUAAUUGACAUGGGCCCGUCGAAAGUGAACGCCGACCACUUGAAGGACGAGCAUGUGUCAUUUGUGGCUGAAUCGUACGGGAAAGCUAUUACCACUGCGUUUUACAUGUCCAUCGCGGCUUCUGGGUUAGCCCUGAUCGCCGCAGCGUCGAUGGAAUGGAGGAAGCUUGAAAAGGAGGAAGACGUUGGCAUCACCGAAGAGAUGGCAGUCCGCGACGUCCUCAAGUUCAUCAAAUUUUCAUUUCCUUUCGUUCUCUCUUACGGCCUCAAACGCCUCGCCCAUCGCAUCAGCGCCUUCCUCCAUGCUCUAGAGUACAAACCCGGGCCCUCACCCAAGAGCGUCGUCAUCGUCGGUGGCUCUUUUGCUGGAAUACUCCUCGCCAGACAGCUCUGCGAAUCACUUCCGAGCGGGUAUAGGGUCAUCCUCGUCGAGAAGAAUACCCAUUUUCACUACCCCUUCGUCUUUCCUAGGUUCUCCGUAGUCAAGAGUCACGAGGCCAAGGCUUUCAUUCCGUACGAUGAGAUGCUGUACAGCGGGCGCAAGGGUGUGCCACAGGGUAUUUUCGAGAGACGGUGCGAUGUUGUUACUGAAGUCACAAGAGAUUCUGUCAAGCUUGCGUCCGGAGAGGUGAUCCCUUUCGAGUUCCUGGCGAUUGCGACCGGUACAUCCUCCCCACGCCCGUCAAAGCUUGAGAGCCCUGACAAGCACGGCGCUUGUGAGGAGCUCAGGCACAUCCAGGAGCAGAUACGGGACGCGGAGAGCAUCGCCGUGGUCGGAGGUGGUGCGGUGGGUGUCGAACUCGUAACCGAUAUCAAGGGUUGGUACCCGGACAAGAAUGUGACGCUGGUCCAUUCGAGGGACAGGCUUAUGCAUGCCUACGGCCCCAGACUGCAUGAACGUGCUAUGGAGGAGAUGGAGAAAUUGGGGAUCACAGUGAGACUGGGGCAGAGACCGCAAAUUCGGUUUGAUGGCGACGAGAAGACCGGUGAAAAUGGAACGUUGGUGUUUCCAAGUGGCCAGGUGGACAAAUUCGGAUUGGUCAUACCGUGCACUGGACAGGCUCCAAAUACUCAAUUUCUGACGGGUGCCUUGUCCGAGUGCGUUUCCAAGGAGACAGGGAGGAUCUUGGUGGCUCCGAGCCUCCAACUUCACUUACCUGGAGGCGCAGUUGACAACAUUUUCGCACUCGGAGACGUUGCCGAAAGCGGUGGGCCCAAGAUGGCGCGAGCUGCUGAGUGCCAGUCACACAUCGUUGCAAGCAAUAUCGUUUCCUUGAUCAAAAGAUCCACGGCCCCCGGGAUCUAUCAACCAGUGAUCGCAGUCGAGGGCGCGAUCAAGCUGACGCUCGGGAAGUCUGCGGUGGCACUGUACUCAGAAGACGGCAGCGGAGAUGACGCCUUGAUUUCGGUGAAUGCAGGACAUGAGGACGGAGACAUCAAACGCGGCUGGAAGCUUCUUGGAGCCAAAUAUGACGAGGCUGUCUCUGUGAAAGAGCAAUGA
Diaporthe citri is the source of this 2628-nucleotide messenger RNA. RefSeq lists its product as uncharacterized. NCBI's taxonomy places the organism in Eukaryota, Fungi, Ascomycota, Sordariomycetes, Diaporthales, Diaporthaceae. Gene Ontology annotation, molecular function: electron-transferring-flavoprotein dehydrogenase activity; transmembrane transporter activity; flavin adenine dinucleotide binding. The transcript is spliced from 7 exons. The record is from RefSeq and is a predicted model, not a curated record. Gene Ontology annotation, cellular component: cytoplasm. The coding region runs from base 1 to 2628 and encodes 875 amino acids. Gene Ontology annotation, biological process: transmembrane transport.